AUGGAGGGAGGCCUUGUAGGCAAUGGGACAUCAAAGGGAGAGAAGGAAGGCCUCGUGGGUCCUGAAAUCACAUCUAAAGCAGCAGACUUUAUGACUGUGCUCGGUGAAGCGGCAUCGUCCUUGGACUGUGAGACUGUACUCGGUGGAGCGGCAUCCUCGUUGGACGAUGAGAGUGUACUCAGUGCAGAGGCAUCCUCGUUGGACGGUAAAACUGUCGAGGACGGAGUCGCAUGCUCUUUAGGCAGCUAUAUUUCAGUCGGUGGAGUGGGAGGCCUGGUAGGUUUGGUGACCUUACAUAAUGUGGAGGGCGGCCUUGUAGGUAAUGGGACAUCAAAUGGGGAUAAGGAAGUCUUCGAAGGUCGUGAAAUCACAUCCAAGGCAACAGACUCUAUGACUCUGUUCGGUGGAACGGCAUCCUUGUUGGGCGGUGAGACUGUACUCGGUAGAGCGGCAUCGUCGUUGGACGGUGAAACUGUAGUGGAUGGAGUCGCCUGCUCUUUAGGCGGCUGA
Dibothriocephalus latus is the source of this 510-nucleotide messenger RNA. NCBI's taxonomy places the organism in Eukaryota, Metazoa, Platyhelminthes, Cestoda, Diphyllobothriidea, Diphyllobothriidae. The record is from the annotation of a GenBank genome assembly.